UCUUGCGCACCGGCUUGGGCUGGUCUGGCCCGAGCCGCGCUGGACGGACUGCGAAGCGACUCCCCCGUCCCCGGGGCCCUUUGGCUGCCCGGCUGCGGUGCGCCUGGGCUGGGUUUUUCCACGGGUGUCCUUGGCUUGCAGUGUCUGCUGAGGUGCUAAAGGUCUAAGCGAUGAGUUAUCCAGGUUAUCCUCCCCCCGGAGGUGCUUACCCUCCGGCUGCCCCAGGUGGUAAUGCCUGGGGGGGCGCAACCUACCCUCCUGCCCCCAUGCCCCCAAUCGGGCUGGACAAUGUGGCCAACUAUGCUGGGCAGUUCAACCAGGAUUAUCUUUCGGGAAUGGCUUCUAACAUAUCAGGGACAUUUGGAGGUGCCAACAUGCCAAAUAUGUAUCCUGGAGCACCCGGCGGAGGUUUCCCACCCAUUCCUCCUGGGGGCUUUGGGCAGCCCCCUCCUGCCCAGCAACCAGUACCCCCCUAUGGGAUGUACCCACCUCCCGGAGGAAACCCACCCUCAGGAAUGCCAGGUUACCCAGGAUACCCUGGGGGGCCCAUGCCAGGCCAACCCAUGCCUCCUCCAGGGCAGCAGGCUCCAGGGGCCUAUCCUGGUCAGCCGCCAAUGACCUAUCCAGGGCAACAGCCAAUGCCACCGCCCUCCCAGCAGCCAGUACCACCACCUGGGCAGCAGCAACCGGUGCCAUCCUACCCUGGAUACUCAGGAUCAGUCACCCCAGCUGUCACUCCAUCACAGUUGGGAAAACGAGGCACCAUCCCAGAUGCUCCGUGCUUUGAUCCCCUGAGGGAUGCGGAGGUCUUGCGGAAAGCUAUGAAGGGAUUUGGGACUGAUGAGCAGGCAAUCAUCGACUGCCUUGGAAGUCGCUCCAACAAGCAGAGGCAGCAGAUUCUUCUCUCCUUCAAAACAGCAUAUGGGAAGGACCUGAUCAAAGAUCUCAAAUCCGAACUCUCAGGGAACUUUGAGAAGACCAUCCUGGCUUUGAUGAAGACACCGGUCCUUUAUGACGUCUAUGAAAUAAAGGAAGCCAUCAAGGGCGCUGGCACCGAUGAAGCAUGCCUCAUUGAGAUCCUUGCCUCUCGCAGCAAUGAACACAUCCGAGAAAUCAACAGGGCCUACAAAACAGAAUUCAAGAAGACUUUGGAGGAAGCCAUUAGAAGUGACACAUCAGGACACUUCCAGAGGCUCCUGAUCUCUCUUGCUCAGGGAAACCGAGAUGAAAGCACAAAUGUGGAUUUGUCCCUGGCUCAAAGAGAUGCCCAGGAACUGUACGCAGCUGGAGAGAAUCGUCUGGGGACUGAUGAAUCCAAGUUCAAUGCCAUCCUGUGCACACGGAGCCGAGCUCACCUGACAGCAGUUUUCAAUGAGUAUCAGCGGAUGACAAACCGAGAUAUUGAGAAAAGCAUCUGCCGGGAGAUGUCUGGGGACUUGGAACAGGGCAUGCUGGCUGUGGUCAAGUGCCUCAAAAACACUCCAGCUUUCUUUGCCGAAAGACUCAACAAGGCAAUGAGGGGAGCAGGAACAAAAGACAGGACUCUCAUCCGGAUCUUGGUGUCUCGAAGUGAGAUUGACCUGCUUGACAUCCGAGCUGAGUAUAAGAGGCUCUAUGGCAAGAGUCUAUAUCAUGACAUUACGGGAGAUACCUCCGGGGAUUACCGGAAGAUCCUGCUGAAGAUAUGUGGAGGCAACGACUGAGCCCGUGUGUUUGCCUUCUGACCAAGAAGAGGGAAAGGAAAGAAGCCUUCCCCCCCCCCCAAAAAAAAAGAAAACCCAGACCUUUGUAGAUGUUCCAGUGAGAAGUGGAUGCCAAAACAUCCAUCGUAGAUACCCUUCUUCAUCCCAUCCCUUCCCCUUCCCUAAUGCCAUAUCACCCUGAAGGACUUUGAUAGAUGUUUUAGAACUUUCUCAGGAUAUUUUUUUCCCAUCCAUCACUGUGGCCACCAGCUUUCUGCUUCUUGAAGUAGAUAAUUUGUUUCCUUUCCUCCCUCAGAGCCUCCCAUAGUCCCAUUUUCCUGUUGCACGUUCUGAGACUGUUGGCUUCAUUUAGACUCUUUAAUUGUGUUUUGAAGCAAUGCUUACUUUUUAAAAAAUAGCCAUUGCUCUACGCAUGUCUUUUUAAAAAAAUUUUUUAAGCCACAAACAUUUCUGGUACAAGGGAUGACUGGUUCUCUGGGGAGGGGGGGCAUGUUUGUGAAGGGGGUAGGAAGGCAUUUAAACGUAGUCUGGAGGGAAUGUGUCACAAUGACUGUCAUUGCCAAACACUUUUAAAGUCUACGUGGAGACUGUGUACUGUACCUUUAAUGCACAAAUCAUGAGAAUGUAGCAGCAGCUGCUAGCGACAACUGAAGCGCCUUCUCUUCUGAUAUGUAUGCCUUAAACCUGAAUGUCUAGCUGAAAGCUGUUAUCCAAUUAAAGCCAUCUCUCUUCUAA
Molecule: messenger RNA, 2438 nt
Organism: Dromiciops gliroides (monito del monte)
Lineage: Eukaryota; Metazoa; Chordata; Mammalia; Microbiotheria; Microbiotheriidae
Gene: ANXA11
Product: annexin A11
Exons: 15
Coding region: 171-1703 (510 amino acids)
Biological process (GO): cytokinetic process; phagocytosis
Cellular component (GO): cytoplasm
Molecular function (GO): calcium-dependent phospholipid binding; calcium ion binding
Source: RefSeq, a predicted model, not a curated record